Malania oleifera is the source of this 636-nucleotide messenger RNA. RefSeq lists its product as uncharacterized. The transcript has 2 exons. Lineage: Eukaryota; Viridiplantae; Streptophyta; Magnoliopsida; Santalales; Ximeniaceae. The coding region runs from base 1 to 636 and encodes 211 amino acids. The record is from RefSeq and is a predicted model, not a curated record.
AUGGGUGUGGUGACUCGUGCAGAGAUGGAACAACAGCUUCGAGAGGCCGAGUAUGAUAAACAGGAAAUGGCUCGAAAAAUGCAGAUGAUCGCUAUGGAGAAUGCAAAAUUGAGAUCGAAGGUCUCCAACUUUCGAGCCCAGAUGCAAGCCAUGAUAAAUAGGCAAGCGCGUACCACUCGCAAAGCAGCAGUCGUCCUUCCCUGUUCUCCAGCCACAACGAGCACCAGCAGCAAACCAGCCCCGGCGUCCUCGCUGCUCACGGCCACGACCCCAUCACCGACAACACCCGCUGCAAUCAUCAAGAUUCACCCGAGCCCGAGGCCACCUAGCCUGCCAGCGGCUAUCCGAGCGGCUCCCUUUGCAGCCCGAGCACUGUCCAGCCACGCCAGCACGGCCGUGAGCAGAGCACAACCUUCCUCUGCUCCGGCCUGUUCCAGCAACGCAACGACCAGCCCCCCCCCCUUCCGGCGAGCACCACUGGUCCGAGUUCCCCACAUCAGGCUAGUGCAGAAAAUCCGCACCCGUCGCUGCUCACAGCCGUCCUCCGACGGUGCUGCGACCGCUCCAGAAACUUUAUCUCCUGUUGCUGCCGCCACGAGCCUGAGAAGCCUGCGGGAGACUGCUACACUCCGGUGA